GUGUGUCAUUGAGAAACAUGGCGGCUUCCACUGGUGCUGCAAGCGCUGCUGCCUCCGACUCACAAGGUCCAGCUUCGGCCGGCCCGAGUAUGGACACAACGAUUCAGUACAGCAUGAUUCUGGAGCAUCUUAUCGGGGACAAGAGGCCCGUGAAGGACCUGAACCCCUCCGUUAUGGGGGGGCUGCCGGUGCCUCCUAAAAGCGACGAGCAGAAGAUGAUCGAGAGGGGCAUGGAGAGCUGCGCCUUCAAGGCAGUCCUGGCCUGUGUGGGAGGGUUUGUCCUCGGAGGAGCCUUCGGUGUUUUCACGGCUGGUAUCGAUACCAACGUUGGCUUCGACCCCAAGGACCCUUUGAGGACUCCAACAGCACGGGAAGUCCUCAAAGACAUGGGCCAGAGGGGGAUGUCCUACGCCAAGAACUUUGCCAUUGUGGGCGCCAUGUUCUCCUGCACAGAGUGCAUCAUAGAGUCGCACAGAGGAAAGUCUGACUGGAAGAACGCCGUGUACAGCGGCUGUGUAACCGGAGGAGCUAUUGGGUUCCGUGCCGGCCUGAAGGCGGGGGUCUUGGGAUGUGGAGGCUUUGCUGCAUUCUCCGCCGCAAUUGAAUAUUACUUGAGGUGAACUACAGAGGAGGGAGUCUGUGGACAAGAACGUGCCUGUUGCACACGUGGACAGGAGAACAAAGACUCACACUGUGAGGAAUCAACAUUGUGACUAUUUACCUGCGCACAGAGGACUGAUGUAUAUUGUUUAAGUGACAGUGACGCCACAGCAGGCUGAAGGAGACCUGUCAGUGUGUUCCAGCAUCUACGCUCUACGUUCAUCAUGUGGACAAAGAAAACCAACGUCAUGAGGAGAAUCUCCAGAACCUGAGCGCAGAGGUUCUGCUCUUCUGUGUCCGAGGCAGUGAUGAAAUGGAAAAUCAGCUUCUCUCUGAAUCGCAGCCACCUCAGCUCAGACUCAAGACACUGUUCUGACUUCAGAAUACCACCGUGAUGAUCGGCAUCGAGUCCCCUGCAGGAUUAUUUAUGUUACAGGUGUUUUUUGUUAAAUUCUUUUGGUGUACCUUUCAGGAGAAAAGAAACUAUCAAUUGUUUGAAUUCCUGUUUCAUUAAUGAAUCGUCAAGUUCUACAAACCACACUCUACACUACCUGCUCAGCACCAAACAGUCACCAGAUGCUGUACAAUGUGCCAAUAACUGUACUGACGAAGCUCUACGUUGACCCACCAUCAGUGAGAGUGGACGAUCUCGCCCAACAUGAACUAACAUUAGUUAAUACAUGUAAUUAAUUUAUGUAAUUAAAUUUAAAGUAACUUGUAAAAACAACAUGAGCAAAAGGAAUUUAUAAUUGUAUCAGAGUCUUUUACUUUUUAGAAGCUUUGGUUGCAGUUUUGACCCAAAGUAAAUAAAAUGUUUUUUUUUUUUUUUUUUUUUUACUACAGUCAGUAACCAAUUAAAGCAAAGUGAAUGCCUA
This is a messenger RNA of Mugil cephalus (flathead mullet), 1475 nucleotides long. It is a transcript of the gene timm22, whose product is annotated as translocase of inner mitochondrial membrane 22 homolog (yeast). The record is from RefSeq and is a predicted model, not a curated record. Lineage: Eukaryota; Metazoa; Chordata; Actinopteri; Mugiliformes; Mugilidae. Gene Ontology annotation, cellular component: TIM22 mitochondrial import inner membrane insertion complex. Gene Ontology annotation, molecular function: transmembrane protein transporter activity. The transcript has 4 exons. Gene Ontology annotation, biological process: protein insertion into mitochondrial inner membrane. Bases 18 to 620 code for a protein of 200 amino acids.